Molecule: messenger RNA, 1759 nt
Organism: Cryptococcus deneoformans JEC21
Lineage: Eukaryota; Fungi; Basidiomycota; Tremellomycetes; Tremellales; Cryptococcaceae
Product: DNA polymerase processivity factor, putative
Exons: 9
Coding region: 55-1086 (343 amino acids)
Biological process (GO): leading strand elongation; translesion synthesis; regulation of DNA replication
Cellular component (GO): PCNA complex
Molecular function (GO): DNA binding; DNA polymerase processivity factor activity
Source: RefSeq, a predicted model, not a curated record
UUAUCGUCAAAAACUCACUUCAUCGAUUUCUCCAUUCACUCAACAAAACACAAGAUGCUUGAAGCACGCGUAAAACAAGCUGUAGUCCUCAAGAAACUCUUGGAUGCUAUCAAGGAACUUGUCUCUGAUGGUAAUCUCGAUUGUACUGAGGAAGGUAUCUCUCUUCAAGCCAUGGACAAUUCCCAUAUCGCUUUGGUCGCCCUAAAGCUUGAAGCUUCCGAAUUUGAUGAAUACAGAUGCGACCGAAACAUGCCACUCGGUGUCAAUCUUGCCUCUUUGACCAAGAUUCUCAAAUGUGCUAAAGAUACUGAUGUUGUCACACUUAAGGCUUCUGACGAUGCCGAUGCACUCAACCUUAUAUUUGAAUCUCCUAAGGAGGAUCGUGUUGGCGAGUACGAAAUGAAGCUAAUGGACAUCGAUCAAGAACACCUUGGCAUCCCCGACACUCAAUACGAUGCCACCGUUUCCAUGUCCUCUGCUGAAUUUGCUCGCAUCUGCCGCGAUCUCGCUGUCCUCGGCGAGUCAGUCAAAAUCGAAUGCUCCAAGGAGGGUGUCACCUUCUCCGCAGACGGUGAAGUUGGGAAGGGUUCUGUUCUUCUCCGUCAAAAUGCUGGUCAGGACAGAAGCAGAGUCAAGGAUGAGAAUGAGAUGGAUGAGGAUGGAAAGUUGGAUAUCAAGCCCAAAACAAAACGGGAAGCCAGACGGGACCCUGACGAGGAUGACGAGGACGGCCAGAGGUCCGACGUUGAUGUGAAGCCGGAUAUUGAGGGCGAGGACGAACUUCAGGACGAAGAAGAGCAAGAAGGAGAGGAGCAGCCCAAGAAGCGAAAGGCGGCUGGCAAGAAGGACAAGGCCAAUAAGCGAGCCAAGAAGGAGGACGUUGAAGAUCCUGGAGUAUCUAUCAUCCUUGAACGACAAGUUUCUCUCACGUUUUCUUUAAAAUACCUCACCAACUUUGCCAAAUCCGCUCCUCUUGCCAGAGAAGUCACUUUGCAUAUGAGUAACGAUGUGCCUCUUCUGGUGCAGUUUGAGUUUGAACAGGGAACAUUGCAAUUCUUUUUGGCGCCGAAGAUUGCGGACGAAUAAGGUUGAUUGUAAUAGUCCCUCUUGGUAUAAACAUUGUGUACAGAUUUCAAUCCCUCAUGCAAACAAAUAAGAUAUCUCGCGUACGGCUUUUUUGGGAUGGUAGGACUGUUAUCACAGAUACCAGUCAGAAGGCUUUUGACAAGGAUCAGUGUGCCGAAAUUCAUUCGCAAAAAUACUCUUCAAAUCGUUGUCAUCAUUGGUCAGAUCAAAUGACAAGGCACCUACAAAGCCAGCCUCCUGAUUUUCGCCAAGGUUUUAAGCUCCACCUCGCCUUACUGAAAAAUUUCUAAUGCUUCGGAAUCGACACUCUUGAUCUCGUUUAAUUUGUCGUCAGAUGGAUGGUGGAACGUCCAUUCUCAUUAACAAAACCACCCAAAAACUGAACAGAGUUCCCAAAAUUAACUUGGUGCAAUUGAAUUAUUUACCCGAAACCCCGCGAAGUCUUUCGUGGGUCAUCACUUGUAUAUAUAUAAUUAUAUAUAUAUCUUCAUUCCGUCUUGUGCCAGACAACCACGCACGCAGUGACCAUCAUGGAGACAGUUAUUUAGUAGUCCCCUUGUCGCCGUCGUGCCCCGUUUUUGCGCGCGGCGGCGGUGACCGCCAACAAUACCGUCGUCGGUCCAUCAUGACUAUCUUCAGUAUUUAACUGAAAUAGAUUACUAAAAUUGAAUAA